AUGGUCGUCUUUGCCAGGCUUCGAGCAAUGUUCCGCCUAUCGGCAGGCAAUAAUGAGCCAAGCGUCGAUCCGCUGGAAAACUCGCCAGAAGAAAAGAAGGGCAGCUCUGCUUCCGCAAACAAGAUUGACGAAGAAUCGCGCGCGGAACUUCCAAGCCAGGAUCUCCAACGUGGUAUUCAAGAUGUCGAAGCCGUGACAUUAUCGUGGUCCAAGGCCUCCUUAAUCGCGGUCUUUGCAAACAUAUGGAUGCUUUAUUUUGUCAAUGCAAUGCAGAGUUCCACUCUCUAUAACCUGACUUCUUUUGUCACGAGUGAUUUCUCCGCUCAUUCUCUUUUAAAUGUCAUCCCCAUUGUUUCCAGUACCAUGUCCGCAGCAACAUACAUCCCCUUGGCCAAGGUUAUGGACGUUUGGGGCCGCGCCGAGGGCUUCCUCAUCAUGGCAACAUUCUCGACCUUGGGCUUGGUUCUUAUGGCAACUUGCAACAAUCUCGCCACUUUUUGUGCCGCAAAUGUUUUUUACACCAUUGGUUUUGGGGGUAUCACAUAUUGCGUAGAUGUGAUUACUGCAGACGCAUCUAAGUUGAAGAAUCGAGGCUUAGCAUAUGCUUUCACAUCUUCUCCAUACAUCAUUACCGCAUUUGCCGGGCCAAAAGCGGCAGAUCGGUUCUACUAUGAAGUGAGCUGGCGAUGGGCUUUCGGCUGCUGGGCUAUUGUAUUUCCAAUCGUUGCGGCCCCUUUAUAUGUGGUGCUGAAGUACAACCUUCGCAAGGCUAAAAUCACGGGCAUUGCGCGUCAUGAAACAGUGCCCCGAACAGUUUUGCAGGCGACCUGGCAUUAUAUUAGCGAAUUCGAUAUUAUUGGAGUGAUAUUGUUCUCAGCUGGUCUCACGCUGUUUUUUCUACCGUUCAGUAUCGCGGAUAAUGCCCCUAAUGGAUGGGCAUCUGACUACAUAAUUGCCAUGCUUGUCGUCGGCUUCGUCUGCCUGUUCUUGUUUGCUCUAUUCGAAAAAUUCUUGGCUCCAAAGCCAAUGUUCAAAUUCAGCUUCCUAACCAAUCGAACCGUCAUCGGAGCUUGUCUAUUGGAUGCGACAUACCAACUUUCUUAUUACUGCUGGAAUAAUUAUUACACGUCGUUCUUGCAGGUGGUUAACGACUUGACACUGGCGGAAGCUGGCUAUGUUAAUAACACUUUCGACGUUGUUUCUGGUGUGCUCCUGUUGUUUGUCGGUUAUCUGAUCCGAAGGACUGGCUAUUUCAAGUGGCUUCUAUACGUCGCCGUCCCACUAUACAUCUUCGCCCAAGGAUUAAUGAUCUAUUUCCGCCGUCCCAACCAGUCCGUUGGUUAUCUUGUCAUGUGCGAAAUUUUUAUCUCCAUUGGUGGUAGCAUAUUCAUUAUCGUCGAACAGCUCGCAAUCCUGGCUGCGGUUGACCAUCAACAUGUUGCUGCUGCCCUUGCUUUGUUAAAUGUAGUCGGAACUGUUGGCGAUGCUGCAGGAUCUACAAUAUGCGCAGCAAUAUGGACAAAUACAUUUGAAAAGGCGCUCAUCCGUUAUCUGCCAGAAUCAGCCAUGGCGAAUUUGGACUAUAUCUACGAACGGCUCGACAUACAGCUUGAGUAUCCUGUAAAAAGCUUAACCCGAGAAGCCAUACAAAACGCAUAUGCCUAUUCACAGAUGAGAAUGCUAGCUGUGGGAACUGGUAUCAUGGCUCUUGCAUUUAUUUGGGUCCUUAUGAUCCGAAACAUUCACCUGGGCAAGGUUGAUCAAGUCAAGGGCAUGGUAUUCUAG
Molecule: messenger RNA, 1785 nt
Organism: Talaromyces rugulosus
Lineage: Eukaryota; Fungi; Ascomycota; Eurotiomycetes; Eurotiales; Trichocomaceae
Exons: 4
Coding region: 1-1785 (594 amino acids)
Biological process (GO): transmembrane transport
Molecular function (GO): transmembrane transporter activity
Source: RefSeq, a predicted model, not a curated record